Cornus florida is the source of this 1332-nucleotide messenger RNA. Its product is annotated as GDT1-like protein 4. Gene Ontology annotation, biological process: manganese ion transmembrane transport; Golgi calcium ion transport; Golgi calcium ion homeostasis. NCBI's taxonomy places the organism in Eukaryota, Viridiplantae, Streptophyta, Magnoliopsida, Cornales, Cornaceae. The record is from RefSeq and is a predicted model, not a curated record. Gene Ontology annotation, cellular component: Golgi apparatus. The coding region runs from base 266 to 1144 and encodes 292 amino acids. Gene Ontology annotation, molecular function: calcium ion transmembrane transporter activity; manganese ion transmembrane transporter activity. The transcript has 10 exons.
UCUUUACUGUAUUUAUAUAAAUAUUAAAUAGAAAAUACUUUGACUAUACACUUGAUCACACCACAAAUCCCUAGUUUUCAAAGCCGAAUCCACUUUUGGAGGCACUUUUUUGGAGAACUUGUUCGAACGCAAAGUCUUUGGAGAGACGAUGCGCGUCCCCUCUCUCUCUCUUUCUCUCUCACUCUACUAGGUCUUUGAAUUGCGCGUGGAUCCCAUCUCGAUCGUGGGUAUUGGAUUUGGGACGAAGAGCUUGAAAUUGAAAAUCAUGGGUUUGUUUUCAAGCCCUAGGAAGGGUGGUUUCGGUCGUUACCUUUUUGUCAUCGGCGUUGUUCUCUUGGCCGUCUCUAGCGUUUCAGCUCAGGAAUCUGGGGCUGAUACCGACAGGGAUGAGUCAAGUGGAUUAGAUCUGGGCCGGCGUAGCAAAAUCGUUAUUGAAAAACUUGGGAGUGAUUGGGGUGAUCAAGAAACUGUUGUUCUACCUAUCAAUUUGGAUUCUGGUCUUGGAGUUCUUGAUGCGUUCCUUGCCAGUUUGUCAAUGAUUAUCGUCAGUGAGAUUGGAGAUGAAACUUUCAUAAUUGCAGCUCUUAUGGCAAUGCGUCAUCCCAAGUCAAUUGUUUUGUUUGGUGCACUCAGUGCCUUGUUUGUAAUGACAGUACUUUCCACUGGACUUGGUAGGAUCGUUCCGAAUUUGAUAUCGAGGAAGCAUACAAACAGUGCAGCUACAGUUCUUUAUGCUUUUUUCGGGCUGCGGUUGCUCUAUAUUGCAUGGAGAUCAGAUUCAAAAGGAUCCCAGAAAAAGGAAAUGGAGGAAGUAGAGGAGAAACUGGAGGCUGGACAAGGGAAAACAACAGUCCGUCGUAUAUUUUCUCGAUUUUGUACACCGAUAUUCUUGGAGUCUUUCAUCUUAACCUUUCUAGCGGAGUGGGGUGAUCGUAGCCAGAUAGCGACAAUCGCUCUGGCUACACACAAAAACGCAAUUGGAGUUGCAGUAGGAGCUACUCUUGGACACACCAUCUGUACAUCAUUGGCAGUAGUUGGAGGAAGCAUGCUAGCAUCCAAGAUCUCACAAGGCACAGUAGCUACCAUUGGGGGUCUGCUAUUCCUUGGUUUUUCAUUGUCAUCAUAUUUCUAUCCUCCCCUAUAACUACAAUCUUGUAGACUAACCUGAUUGUUUAGGAGCAGUUGUAUGCUCAUCAUAUCCACCUUUUCAUUCUCUCUUUUUGUUAUAUUUUACUGAGGAAAGUAAAAUGUUCCAUUUUUUUAAAAAAAUCGAUUUUUCUGCAUAUUCUUUUGUACAAUAUUCGUAUAUGAAUACGUUAAUUAUUUUUCCCA